Messenger RNA from Vicia villosa (hairy vetch), 2612 nucleotides. RefSeq names its product E3 ubiquitin-protein ligase MBR2-like. The transcript is spliced from 6 exons. The record is from RefSeq and is a predicted model, not a curated record. NCBI's taxonomy places the organism in Eukaryota, Viridiplantae, Streptophyta, Magnoliopsida, Fabales, Fabaceae. The coding region runs from base 208 to 2292 and encodes 694 amino acids. Gene Ontology annotation, molecular function: ubiquitin protein ligase activity.
UCUUAUCCUUGUCGCAUUCUUAUUGCUCUCUCUCGGUAAUUAAUUAUUAAUUUAAUAUUAUAAAAAAACGAUAGAGAAAAAAACAGUAAUUGUUGAAAGAGAAGAAGCAUCAUCAUCAUCUUCUUCAGAACCCCCAAUUUCUUCCUCUCACCCACCCAUUCCAAUCGAGAAAUCCUCUUUCUUCUCUGGUGGGAUAUCUUGGUUUUGAUGCAAGGUCAAAGGAGGACUAUUGGGUCCUUCCCGGCAAUUGUUAGCAAGAUGCCAGGUCCUAGUUCUAACGGCACUGAUAUGAAUCAUCAGUCUUCCUUGAAUCAUGUGCAGAAUUCAGUAGAUUUUCGACUGUCAGAUUAUAGGGGGUCUUCUGGUGAGACUGCAUGUUUACUUGGCAGUGGUCCUAAUGUGGCCUUUAAUGGCUGGAAUACCGGUGAACACAGUUCUGGACUGAAUCUGAUCAACCAAGUCAAUGAUGAUGCUCUAAUAUCAGAACAUAGAUUGUCUUCUUCAUGUAGUGCUAUUGCCGAGGAUGGUCAGAGACCUGAAGAAAGGCAAUUACUUGGGAACCAAUCCAGAAUUCAUCCUUCCUUUUUGCAAGGUUCCAGCUCUAAUCAUACAGCUCAGAAUAUUAAUCUUGGUAUGGGGCACAUUGGCAACUCUUCUGACCGUGGGAAAGGAAAAGAAACUGGUAGUGGUGGGAAUAGCAACAAUCCAGGUGGAUUAGAUAGAGAGAAGAUAAUACUUGGCAGCUCGUCAUUCAAUCACACAGGAGCUUCGUCUACAAGCUCUGGAUACAUGGCAUGGGGAGAUAGCAGUAGUUCAAGUUCUUCUUUAGCUAAUUGGGGUCCUUCCUGCAAGAGAAAGACCCUUGAAGGUAGUUCUAUGCAACUAUGUACCGGGGGAAAUUCGAGUUCUCUUGUACAAACUGAAAAUGGUUACUGGCCUGCUGAUUCUGUUGAUCUUAAUGUUCCUGGAAGCUUAGGUGAUCUGUCACCUUUAGACGAUUUUCGUGUUACUAGCCCUCCAUUUCAGCAGAAUACAAGAAAUGAAGCUUCUAAUAUGUUCCCUUCAGUGAUAGGUGUAGCGGAAAAUGUGGAAAGGCCUCUAAGAAACUUUGAUAGGAGAAUAACCCAUUUACAGCAUCCGGAAUCUGUACCUCUCAAUUUAACAUCAACAGGGAGUGCUAGACAUCAGAAUUAUCCUUCUCCACAUCAAACACCUGGCUCUCUCUCAUUUAGCGAGUCCUUGGAUUUGAGGUUAACAGCUGGAGUAACAGCUGCUAAUUCUGUUGUGCCACAAACCCAGUCACCUUCCCUACACAUGCAUCCUUUUCCGUGGAAUAGAGGUGCUAAUCCUAGAGUGGCCAGAUCAUCAAGUUCUUAUAACUCGGGAGAAAGAGCAGUACGCGAAGAUUUUAACUUAAGAAUCUUCCCAAGAGAUGGUACUGAGCAUCCCAUGAAUUUGCCUGCAUCUUCAGGACAUGAACCUGCAGGUUGGUAUACAUCUUCUAAUAAUGUGAACAACGCUGGAGGUAUACCUCCUCCAUCCUGGAUUGGAUCUAGUUCAAAUGUCCACUCGUUACCUAAUCCUAGCUGGACUUUUAACCAUGAAGUCCCAACAGAAAAUCUACAGAGAGUUUCAGAGUUCAGUCCUUGGUCCCUUUUUCCAUCAAUCAGCUCAGCAUCCGGGGCUCAUAAUGGCCAUUCCCCCUCUACUUCCGGCCCUCUUUCUUUUUCUCAGGGUUCUAGCAGCAGUCAACCACAUCCAAGAACAUCAUAUUUGAUGGAAAGAAGGGGGGAUGUACUCCCUGCUCCUCAUUCACUGCGAACAUUACCCGCUGACAAUGAGGGAAGACGCCGGCUCAUAUCUGAGAUUCGCCAAGUCUUGAUUGCAAUGCGGAGGGGUGAGAGCUUACGAGCUGAGGAUUAUAUGCUCUUUGACCCUUUCCUAUAUCAUGGCAUGGCUGAAAUGCACGACAGACACAGAGAAAUGCGUCUUGAUGUUGAUAACAUGUCAUAUGAGGAAUUAUUGGCACUGGGGGAGCGUAUAGGAGACGUAAGCACUGGACUGAACGAAGAUAUAAUUCAUAAGUUGAUGAAGCAGCGAUUUUACACAUCUCUGAUGACUGAGUCUUCUUCUGAUCUCGAACCUUGCUGUAUCUGUCAGGAGGAAUAUACUGAUGGACAGAAAAUUGGUUCGCUGGAUUGUGGGCAUGAGUUCCACACUAACUGCAUCAAGCAGUGGCUAAUGCAGAAGAAUAUGUGUCCAAUUUGCAAAACAACAGCCUUGGCCACGUGACCAGGAGAUUCCAUCCCUCCAUACAUAUAAUAUCCAUUUAUCAGUUUGAUAUUGUUGUUGGCUCCAUCUAUUACUUUUUUUGUUUCAUGAACUUCCUCUCAUCUGUCAAGAUCGAGAAAAAAAACGCAAAAAAAAAAAACAUAAAAAUGGAACAUUGGUGGUUAAGGUCUAUAUAGUAGAAUUACAUUUAUACUGUGAUAACGGACAAUUACAUGUCCUUUAUGAUGGCUAAAAACACUUGAAUUUUAUUAAUUUUCAUUAUGAAUUUAAGACUGUUGUGAUCGCGGAAGUGCUGAGUAUACUGCAUAAUUGCUUGUUAA